Aureobasidium musti is the source of this 1260-nucleotide messenger RNA. The record is from the annotation of a GenBank genome assembly. NCBI's taxonomy places the organism in Eukaryota, Fungi, Ascomycota, Dothideomycetes, Dothideales, Saccotheciaceae.
AUGGCCACUGCUCAAUUUGCCCAGAUGGGCAGCCUCCCGCAUGCCCUCAAGCCGGAUCUUGAUAUGGAGUCGUUCUUCGACUUCAACCAGGGCACUUCUCUCAACUCUCCUCAACUCUCGGGUCCUACNCCCCGCCCUUCGAUUGAUGCCUCAGCCUACUACAACGCUCCCUCGCCUUUCGAGGCAGACGACGCCCACAUGUUUGCCGGCCCAAGCCAUGAAUACGAUCGUUUCAAGCAGCAGACCGGCCUGCCGGUUGGUUCUGUCGCCAGUUUCUCUGCAAUGAACCAGCCCGUCUCUGACACUUUCACCCCCAGCCAUGCCUUUGGCGGCUUCAACUCGGGCAUUGACGACAUGUCCUUUGACCCCGGCUUUGGUGGUUCGUGGUCCUCUGGCAUUGAUGUCGAUGCCGACAUGAACAUGGACUUCAACGCCACGCAGGCCAUUCCUGCUAUCUACUACCCCCAGCCCGGUCCCUCUCAACCGCGCACCGCCGACUUUGUCGAUCCGGCCUCUAUCGGAUCCAACGAUACUUCUCCCAGCAACGCAGGCAGAGUCUGGCCCGGCAUGCACCAGCAACAGGCACAGCAGGCCGCUAUGGCCAAGGCUCAGGUCCAGGCUCAUGCUCAGCAGCAAAGAAUGCAGUUCGAAGCUCAGCAGCAGCAACACAGACGCCUGGCACAACAGCAGCAGCAAGCACAGCAACAACAGCAACAGCAACAACAACUCGAGGUCAAACCCAACAGAAGCCGUGCUUCUUCGUACCAGUCUGACCCCCACACCGAGGAAAGCAUCUCUCGUCUGCUCAAUCAAAUGCGUCAAGGUAGUGCUGUACCUUCUGGCAAGGAGGACUCUGCCAAUGGCAUGCUUCCUCAUGUUGCUCGCAUGCGCAAGGAAGAGGAAGACAUGGAUGAAGAUGAACGUCUGCUCAACAGCGAAGAGGGCAAGAAGCUCAAGUACAUCUCACAGCUCGAAGGCGAAGUGGCCAUGAAGGCACAGGAGGCCAACGAUCUGAGAGUGGAGAACCGCAGUCUCCAAGAGGAGAAUGGCCGCUGUCGCCGCCUUAUCGAGGUUCUGCUGCGUCAUCCCUCGUAUGCUCCUUUCAUUGAGGACAUUAGCAAGGAUCCCAGCAUCGCUGGUCCUGUAGGUCAAGCUCAACAGGGUGCUGCUGGCUCGGUACCUUCCCAGCGUGAAGCUCCUCUUGAUAUGUCUCUGCUGAACUUGAACAAUGGCCUUCAGGUCCCCAGCAACUUCCAGUAA